Molecule: messenger RNA, 1857 nt
Organism: Chlorella variabilis
Lineage: Eukaryota; Viridiplantae; Chlorophyta; Trebouxiophyceae; Chlorellales; Chlorellaceae
Exons: 11
Coding region: 1-1857 (618 amino acids)
Biological process (GO): UDP-N-acetylglucosamine biosynthetic process
Molecular function (GO): UDP-N-acetylglucosamine diphosphorylase activity
Source: RefSeq, a predicted model, not a curated record
AUGCACAUAGUGAUCCCCUUGUCAAACCUCCCGCGCCACUGCUCCCAUUCCCCGCAGCAAGAUGCGGCGCUGGUGGAGGCGCUGCUGCAGGAGGGUCAGGCCCACCUGUUUGAGGGGUGGCCGCCGGCGGGCGAGCGGGACCAGGCCAAGCGCCGCCUGCUGGCCCAGCUCCGCCACCUGGACAAGAGCUAUGCGGGGGGGCUGCGCAAGUACAUCCAGAACGCCCGCCAGCUGCUGCACGACUCCAAGGAGGGCGUGAACCCUUUCGAGGGGUGCGUGCCGUCGGUGCCCGAGGGUGAGAGGCUCGACUUUGGCAGCCAGCGGUUCCGGGAGCUGGAGCGCGCGGGCGUGGCAGCCGCCGCCAACGCCGCCUUUGUGCUGGUGGCGGGCGGCCUGGGGGAGCGGCUGGGGUACAGCGGCAUCAAGGUGGCGCUGCCUGUGGAGAGCGCCAGCGGGCAGUGCUUCCUGGAGCUGUACGUCAAGCACAUCCUGGCGCUGGGGGCUAAGGGCGGCCGCGCUCUGCCUUUGGCCAUCAUGACGUCAGACGACACACACACCCGCACGCUGGCCCUGCUGGAGAAGCACGCCUACUGGGGCGCCGCGCCCGGCCAGGUCACGCUCAUCAAGCAGGAGAAGGUGGCGUGCCUGGCGGACAACGAUGCCCACCUGGCGCUGCUGGAGAAGGACGGCGGGUUUGAGGUGCAGACCAAGCCGCACGGCCACGGCGACGUGCACAUGCUGCUGCACUCCACGGGGCUGGCUGACAAGUGGCUGGCCGAGGGCUUCAAGUGGGUCUGCUUCUUCCAAGACACAAACGGGCUGGUGUUCCGCGCACUGCCGGCCGCCAUCGGCGUGAGCGAGGCCCAUGACUUCGACGUCAACUCCCUGGCUGUGCCCCGCAAGGCCAAGGAAGCCAUCGGCGCCAUCACCAAGCUCACCUACCCAGACGGCAGGCACAUCACCAUCAACGUGGAGUACAACCAGCUGGACCCGCUGCUGAGGGCCACCAUCAACCCGCAGGGCGACGUCAACGACAGCACCAACUUCUCGCCCUUCCCGGGCAACAUCAACCAGCUGGUGCUGAAGCUGAGCACCUACUGCGCGGAGCUGCACCGCCACGGCGGCGUGAUUGCCGAGUUUGUCAACCCCAAGUAUGCAGAUGCCAGCAAGACCGCCUUCAAGAGCAGCACGCGGCUGGAGUGCAUGAUGCAGGACUUCCCCAAGAGCCUGCCCGAGGGCAGCCGCGUGGGGUUCACCGUGGUCAACCAGGUGUGGGCAGCGUACAGCCCCGUUAAGAACUCGCCCGCCGAUGCGGCGUCCAAGGCCGCCAGCGGCAACCCCAGCCACAGCGCCACCAGCGGGGAGCUGGACUGGUACCAGACCAGCUGCAAGAUGCUGCAAGCUCUGGGCGCGCGCGUGGAUGGCCCGCUGCCCGCCCAGUUCAACGGGCUGACGGAGCUGGAGCUGUGGCCGCGCGUCACCUGGUCCCCGCUCUUUGCCUGCUGCUGGGACGACCUGGAGGAGAAGGUCGCGGCGGCCUCGGUGCACGUCGGCAGCGACACGGCGCUGGUGAUCGAGGCGCCGCAGGCACGCAUCCGGUCGCUCGACCUGCGGCGCGGCGUGCUGGUCAUUCGCGGCAGCGGCGGGGCAGCAGCAGCGGCAGCGGCCGGGGGGGAGGCAGCGGCGGAGGCGGCAGGUGGGGCGGCGGCGGGGGAGCGGGAGGUGGUGGUGGAGGACGUUACGGUGGACAACGAGGGGUGGGAGUGGAGGGCACUGUCGCCCGACGAGGGUGCUGCGGAGGAGGAGUACAUCCGAGGGUUCAGGGUGGUGCGCAAAGGGCAGAUGGAGCUGCCCUGA